UGAAAGAUUACUAAACAUUGUGCCAAAGCAGAACUACUGUGAAAGGAAAGCCGAUCAAUUUUCCCUUUGUCGGACUCAACAAAACACUUACAUUCUCAUAUGUGUAUGCGCGAGUGGAAGAGGACUCUCAGGUGUGCCCUUGGAAAUAUUAGGUGUCGGGGGAGUCCAGUUGUCUUGGAAGCAGCCUCACAUCAGUCAGCCAGAAAGGCAGAGAGAACAGGACCAACACCCGGCAGAGAGAAGCACAACACUUACUCGCUUCCACCUCAGACGUACCAGUGGAUGACCCACAUGGCGGGCCUUGCAGCUCUCUGCCUGCUGAUGGCGUUUCCACUGAGCAGCUCCCAGAGUACCCUGCAGUCUGAGCAGGACAUCCACGCCCAUCAGGCCCCGGCCGCCCCUCCUCCUCCCCCACACAUACGGGACCUACUCAGAAAAGAGGAAACCACUCAUUUAAAUGCAAAGCGAACGUAUGCACGUGUAGGCAAAGAUAACGCCAAAGUGGGUCUGUUCAUCGCCGCGGCGACAGGAACCUUCGCUCUGAUGGCUGCAGUUUACUGUAUCUACAACAAGUUCUACACCAAACACCAGUACCUGCACACCCAGCUUGACGAUGACUUGGAUUUAACCAGAGACCCCCCCGUGUUCUUCUCCGCCUCUGCUGGCUCCAGUGUGGUAGAUGUGCAGAGGCCUGGUUAUGGCUCGCUUUCGGACACUCCAUCCAUCAUCUCUGUGCCACCCAGCCUGUCCCCUCCUCCCUCUGCCAUGCCCUUCCCUCCCCUCUUCCUCUCCUCUCACUCCCUGAGAACUAUAUCAGCAAGGGAUCUGGAGAAAGGCUGUAUCUGAUAAUGAAUGCUUAGCGAGUGGUGUGAGACUUUUGAAUGUGCACAAUGUUUUCCAAUAUCUAUACACAUCACAUGUUUGCAGGCAAAUUUCUUUGCACAUACACAACCCUUCUAGAAAUGAAGGGACUUUUUCGGCGGCAUUUGGUGGUAGACUAGAUAUGGGAGAGUCCUCUGAUGUGAUACAAGAAGUAUCUCCACCACCUGCUGCAAUUGCUACAUCUGUCAGUUAUGAUUGUCCACCAUAGACCUCGUGACCUGUUGCCUUUUAACUGCCCACACACCUAAUCUGCCUUAAAUAUUUGCCUUUGCAACACAACCUUAUGUAGAAACGGCAGCCGUACAUUAGCUACAUUAAACUAUUUCUUGCACCUU
Messenger RNA from Cyclopterus lumpus (lumpfish), 1217 nucleotides. RefSeq lists its product as uncharacterized. NCBI's taxonomy places the organism in Eukaryota, Metazoa, Chordata, Actinopteri, Perciformes, Cyclopteridae. The record is from RefSeq and is a predicted model, not a curated record. Bases 100 to 846 code for a protein of 248 amino acids. The transcript is spliced from 4 exons.